GAGCAAGAGGGACGAUCUGGAGCCCUAUAUUGGUCUGCAUUAUCCGGCCACCGACAUUCCUCAGGCUUCGAGGUUCCUCUUCAAGCAGAAUCGGGUCAGGAUGAUCGCCGACUGCCACGCCGUCGCCUCCUGUUAGUGUGAUACAGGACGAGAAUGCCGAUGCAAGCCCCGCUGUGCCUCCGUCGGUCGACUCUGCGGGCUCCGCACGGGUGCCACGCUCAGUACAUGGCGAAUAUGGGCUCGAUUGCGUCUCUGGCGAUGGCGGUCAUAAUCAACGGAAGCGAAGAGGACGGGACGAGGAACUCGAUGAAGCUGUGGGGACUGGUUGUGUGUCAUCACACCUCGCCGAGGUGCAUUCCCUUUCCACUGAGAUACGCUUGCGAGUUCUUGAUGCAGGCGUUUGGCCUCCAACUGAACAUGGAGCUUCAGUUGGCAUCACAGCUGAACGAGAAGCACAUUCUGAGGACGCAGACGCUCCUGUGCGAUAUGUUGCUUAGAGAUUCACCGGCUGGGAUUGUUACCCAGAGUCCCAGCAUUAUGGAUCUGGUCAAGUGCGAUGGAGCUGCACUGUACUACCAAGGGAAAUAUUACCCCUUGGGGGUAACUCCGACUAAAGCUCAGAUUAAGGAUAUAGUAGAAUGGCUGACGAGUUGCCAUGGGGAUUCUACUGGGUUGAGANAUAGCUUGGCGGAUGCCGGAUAUUCCGGUGCGGCUUCUCUUGGCGAUGCAGUUUGUGGUAUGGCCGUGGCGUAUAUCACUCCUAAGGACUUCUUGUUCUGGUUUCGGUCACACACUGCCAAGGAAAUCAAAUGGGGAGGCGCAAAACAUCAUCCUGAGGAUAAGGAUGAUGGACAAAGAAUGCAUCCUCGUUCAUCCUUCAAGGCUUUCCUUGAGGUGGUCAAGAGCAGGAGCUUGCCAUGGGAGAAUGCGGAAAUGGAUGCUAUACAUUCACUGCAGCUUAUUUUGAGAGAUUCUUUCAGGGAUGCAGUGGAGGGCACAAGCAAUUCCAAGGUAAUUAUCGGUGGGCAACUUGGAGAGUUGGGGUUGCAAGGGAUCGAUGAGUUAAGCUCAGUUGCAAGGGAGAUGGUGAGGUUGAUUGAGACAGCCACAGUACCGAUCUUUGCUGUUGAUUCCGAUGGGAAAAUAAAUGGGUGGAAUGCUAAAGUUGCUGAGCUAACUGGAUUGUCUGUUGAUGAAGCCAUGGGCAAAUCAUUAGUUCAAGAUCUCAUCUUUGAGGAGUCUAGAGAUGUUGUUGACAAGCUUCUGAGCCGAGCCUUAAGAGGCGAAGAAGAUAAGGAUAUGGAGAUUAAGCUCAAAAGGUUUGGACCACAAGAGCCUAAGACUGCCGUUUAUGUUGUAGUUAAUGCUUGUUCAAGUAGGGAUUAUGCAAGCAAUAUCGUAGGUGUUUGCUUUGUUGGCCAAGAUGUUACUGAGCAGAAAGUGGUAAUGGAUAAGUUUGUUAACAUACAAGGUGAUUAUAAGGCCAUUCUACACAGUCCCAACCCUUUGAUUCCCCCAAUAUUUGCUUCGGAUGAGAACACAUGUUGCUCAGAGUGGAAUACAGCAAUGGAGAAGCUUACAGGAUGGUCAAGAAGGGAUAUGAUCGGUAAGCUUCUUGUGGGAGAGAUUUUUGGCAGUUGCUGUAGGCUAAAAGGACCAGAUGCUCUGACAAAAUUCACGAUUGUCCUACACAAUGCAAUCGAGGGUCAGGAGACAGACAAGUAUCCAUUUGCAUUCUUUGAUAAGAAUGGCAAAUUUGUACAGGCACUAUUGACGGCAAAUGCAAGGACUAAAAUUGAUGGACGUAUAAUUGGAGCAUUUUGUUUCCUACAAAUAGCUAGUCCUGAACUGCAGCAGGCUCUUGAAAUCCAGAGGCAGCAGGAGAAGAAAUGUUUCGCAAGAAUGAAAGAGCUCGCUUACAUUUGUCAAGAGAUUAAAAACCCGCUCAGUGGUAUUAGAUUCACUAACUCAUUGCUGGAGAUGACAGAUUUGUCUGAUGAUCAGAAGCAGUUUCUUGAGACUAGUGCAUCUUGCGAGAAGCAAAUGAUGAAGGUUGUAAGGGAUUCUGGCUUGGAAAGCAUUGAGAACGGCUCCUUGGUACUUGAAAAAAGUGAUUUUCUGCUUGGUUGUGUUAUAAAUGCUGUUGUUAGCCAAGUGAUGAUUCAGUUGAGAGAAAGAGGUAUACAGUUGAUACGGGAUAUUCCUGAAGAAAUCAAAGUGAUUUAUGUAUGCGGUGAUCAAGCCAGAAUUCAACAGGUCUUGGCUGAUUUUUUGCUGAACAUUGUGAGAUGUGCACCAUCUCCUGAAGGCUGGGUGGAGAUCCAAGUUAAGCUAACUCUGAAACAGAAUUCUGAUGGAACAGACCUGGUGCUUCUCCAAUUCAGGAUCAUGUGCCCCGGAGAGGGACUGCCGCCAGAGUUGGUCCAAGAUAUGUUUAACAAUUCUCGAUGGAUAACCCAAGAAGGCCUUGGCCUGAGCAUAUCUAGGAAAAUAGUGAAGUUGAUGAAUGGGGAGGUCCAAUACAUUAGGGAGUCUGAGAGGUCUUACUUCCUCGUCUCCUUGGAGCUCCCUUCACUUCCUCGGAGGGGUGAAAGUAGAGGAAGCUAAAGCUACUCGUCCAUACUAAAAUGACUUUCCAUGUUUCUAGAGCCAUAGCAUGACCAACGGGGCGCUUUGUUGAAGCUGGAGCCUAAAGCAGCAGGUGGAUGACCUACCCAACAAAAGGGGUCUCGGAAGUAAAAUAGCUUGAAAUUUCCCAUAAAUUCAACUAAUUCUCUCAUUUGGAUUCUCAGAUGGCAAGUUAGCUAGCAACUGUGCGCCUUGGAGUGUUGUAUAAGUUAAUUGUUGUAUAUUAGUGUGCAUUUGAUUUCUUAGAGCUUGUACAUGUUAUUGCGGAUUGAACUACCAAUAGGUUUGCUGAGAUCCAACUUGGUUACUUUGGUUGUCACAAAACAUGUAUUUGCCUGUGUUAACA
Asparagus officinalis (garden asparagus) is the source of this 2974-nucleotide messenger RNA. RefSeq names its product phytochrome B-like. Gene Ontology annotation, biological process: regulation of DNA-templated transcription; detection of visible light; signal transduction. NCBI's taxonomy places the organism in Eukaryota, Viridiplantae, Streptophyta, Magnoliopsida, Asparagales, Asparagaceae. Gene Ontology annotation, cellular component: nucleus. The record is from RefSeq and is a predicted model, not a curated record. Gene Ontology annotation, molecular function: protein binding; phosphorelay sensor kinase activity.